Gossypium raimondii (Peruvian cotton) is the source of this 2104-nucleotide messenger RNA. Its product is annotated as UDP-glycosyltransferase 43. The transcript has a single exon. NCBI's taxonomy places the organism in Eukaryota, Viridiplantae, Streptophyta, Magnoliopsida, Malvales, Malvaceae. The coding region runs from base 336 to 1850 and encodes 504 amino acids. The record is from RefSeq and is a predicted model, not a curated record. Gene Ontology annotation, molecular function: UDP-glycosyltransferase activity.
GUUGGGGAUUGAGGUUUAAUCCGUUCAUUUUUUUAGAUGUCUCGCUAUUUUGUGUACGAGUCAGGUACUAAAAGGUUCCCUAAAUAUCUACUUUAGUAACGUGUUUGUAAAAUGUAUGAAUUAUAUUAGAAGUGUCUGUAAAGGAGAUUCGUUUGUUGUAUGAAUUAUAUUAAGUGUCUGUAAAGGAGGUUACUCCUUAUUAUGUUUGUCUGUAAAGUAGUCUAGGAGAUAAGUUUGAAUAAAAAAAAAAAUGAAGGUGAGCUUGAUCUCUAAAUUCUUAUAUAUACGGCUUUAGUUUAGAUAUAUCUUAGCAUGUGAUGUGUACUUGGUGGUAAAUGGUUAAAAAGCUAAGAUAUAGAAGGGUGGGCAUGGCCAUGGAUAAAUAUGAGGUUGUCUUUAUCUCCACUCCUUUGAUCGGCAACUUGGUUCCUACUGUCGAAUUUGCCCACCACCUGACUCGUCAUGACCCUCGCUUCUCUGCUACCAUUCUCAUCAUCACGGUGCACGAGAGACCAAUCGUCAACCUUUACACACAGUCACUUGCCACUGCUGCCUCUCAUUCUCAGUCGCAUGUCAAUUUCAUCCAUCUCCCAACCGUUCAACCUCCCACUCCUGAUCAGUACCAAUCUUCUUUGGGUUACACAUCCCUCUUCAUAGACAAGCACAAGCCCCACGUCAAGCAUGCCAUCUCCACCCUCGCCUCAACUACUUCUGUUGCUGCUUUCUUUGUUGACAUGUUUACCACUUCCAUGAUUGAUGUUGCCCAAGACCUUGGCAUUCCUUGCUAUCUCUUCUUUGCUUCUCCAGCCAGUUUUUUGGGGUUUAUGCUUCAUUUGCCAGCGUUAGCCACCCAGCUAGCUGCCGACUUUGUUGACUCCCACUCUGGGUUAAUCGCUCCCAAAGACUCCGCAAUUGAGUUGAUCGUCCCCACUUUUUCUAAACCCUUGCCCCCAAGCGUGUUGCCGUCCAGUGUGCUAAAGAGAAACAAGGAUGGCUACUUCUGGUACUUAGAGCACGCACGCAGGUACACGGAGACAAUGGGUAUCGUAGUAAACACGUUUCUUGAACUGGAGCCCCAUGCCAUUGAGUCGCUCUCAAUCAGUGGGUUACCUCCAGUUUACCCAGUGGGUCCGAUUCUGGAUCAUGCUGGAGCUUCCCAAUGGCACCCGGAUGGAGCCCAGCUACAUGAUUCCAUAAUGGAAUGGCUUGAUCAACAGCCUCCCUCUUCAGUGGUAUUCCUCUGCUUCGGGAGCAUGGGGAGUCUUGAAGGACCCCAAUUGAGAGAGAUCGCAAUUGGGUUGGAGCGUUCUGGGUAUCGAUUUUUAUGGUCCAUCCGCGAGCCACCCAAAGGCAAAUUAGAUCUCCCAGGUGAGUACACCAAUGUAGAGGCUGUUUUGCCGGCGGGGUUUUUGGAUCGGACGGCUGGAUUGGGGCUUGCGUGCGGGUGGGUUCAGCAAGUGAGAGUAUUGAGCCACCAAGCAAUUGGAGGGUUUGUAUCACACUGCGGGUGGAAUUCCAUAUUGGAGAGUGUAUGGUACGGGGUUCCUAUUGCAACAUGGCCAGUGUAUGCGGAGCAACAAAUGAAUGCAUUUGAGUUGGUGAAAGAGCUGGGAUUGGGUGUGGAGAUAAGGUUGGAUUACAGGGAGGGCGGUAAUUUGGUGGUGGCUGAGGAGUUAGAAAGAGGGUUGAGGCGUUUGAUGGACGGAGAAGAUGAAGUGAAGGCCAAGGUAAGGGAAAUGAAGAGCAAGAGUAGGAUGGUACUGAUGGAAAAUGGUUCCUCCUGUAAAUCCUUAGCAUCCUUAAUUCAGGAAAUCAGCGGUAGAAUACAAGGUUUGAAGAAAGAUUGUUAGCUACUACUUCUGGUGAAGAAGCAGAUAGUAAAAAUGGAAUGUUUGGAGUGCCCUCCUCCCAAAUAGGGGUUUUUAGAAAUAUAUAUAGACUUUAUCGAAUUAGAUUUCGGGUUGGCUUAUUUUUAUUAUAAUUGUAUAAUAAUUUGUCUCCCACCUUGUCGAAAAAGAGUUAUAAAGUGACUCUUCUGAGACGAGCUUUCACACGUGAAGUGUGCAAUUUGGGACUUACUAUAUAAGAAACUUUACUGAGCAAA